Molecule: messenger RNA, 1570 nt
Organism: Grammomys surdaster
Lineage: Eukaryota; Metazoa; Chordata; Mammalia; Rodentia; Muridae
Gene: Airim
Product: chromosome unknown C1orf109 homolog
Exons: 5
Coding region: 252-905 (217 amino acids)
Cellular component (GO): nucleus; cytoplasm
Source: RefSeq, a predicted model, not a curated record
GGUGAGCGUGCAGACAGUGCCAAGCGUAGUGUAGUUUUUAAUGUCAACUCAGCGUUGACAACCCAGGAUUUACGUUUUCCUGUUGGUUUAGGGACAGAGCUAGAAACCUUAAGGAGAGGAGACAAGAUUCUGGCUCCUGAAGCACAGGUCCAGGGAUGGACAGACCCCAGGGACUCGCAAUCUAAAGCAGAUUGCCCUGUCGGGAAGAACCUCCUUCGGAAGACCUGAAGCAACAGUCCUGGGGAGAGCUGAUGGCUCAUGACCAGCCUCUGCUAGUUGUGCAGGAGGCCCUGAAGAAGUGCUUCCCUGUGGUGGAGGAACAGCAGGACCUGUGGCAGAGUACUCUGCAGGACUGCUCACCCCUCCUGUCCUCUCUCAGCAAUCUGGCUGAGCAGCUGCAAGCAGCACAGAGUCUGCGGUUUGAGGAUGUGCCAGCCCUUUGUCCUUUUCCAGACUUACAGGAGCGGUUGAGGCGCAAGCAACUGGAGGCUGGUGACAUUGUUCUGGACAAGCUAGCUGAGAGGCUAGCCACCCUCCUCGAGGUUCGGAACACCAUCAGCAGGCAUGUGGAGCGGGUGUUUCAGGCCUAUGAGCAGCAUGCGGCUGUGCUUGACAUUGAGACCAUCCUAAGGCCCUCAGCUGUGAGCCCCUCCGUGGUUGACAUGUUGGAGUGGCUCCAAGAUAUUGACAGACAUUAUCGAAGCUCGUACCUGAAGAGAAAAUACCUUCUCUCCUCUAUCCACUGGGGAGACUUGGCCAGCAUCCAAGCACUGCCCAAGGCCUGGGACCAAAUUUCAGAAGAUGAGUGCCAGACGCUUGUGUCAGAUAUCCUGGUGAGUGUCUCCUUCUUCCUGGAGGAGCCAGGAGGCUGUGCAGUGUCUGGAGAUCUGGAGCACCGCAGUUGAGGGCUGCCAUUGCUACCCUAGGCUAUUUCUAAUGAGGGUCAGUGUUGCUACCUGAAAUACCAAUGCCUACGGUAGAGGCCCUUGACUUCUCCAUGCUAGGCCAUGGUCAAGGGUCCAUGGCCGCCACACCUGUGGCUCUGAGAAGAGGAUAGAGGCGGAGGAGACAGGAAAACCAGCGCUGAUAAACAGUGUCCACCAGGACAGGAAAGGGCAGAAGGCUAAAUUGUGUGGCACUACUUACUGCCUAUGUCAUCUGAACCACCUUCUCUGGUUGGCCCAAGUCCUGGUUCUGUGUGUGUCAGUAUCUUCGUCCUUAAUGGCUUAAAGAUACGAGUGGGUCUGAGUCCAGGGCGAGAGCAGUGUGUGUGAGGGGGGAGUUAGGGUAGGGGGGCCGGCAGAGUCAAUCCCCCUGCAAACCCCAAAAAAGGGAGGGACUGAAGGAAAAGGAACAUGUAAAAUGUUUACCCCUUCACAGAUACUCAUCAACCCAAGUUUCAUUUCCAAUGUCAGCCACCAGAGGGCGAUGGUGCAGCAUGAGCGAUUCUGAAUGCCUUGUUCUUGAGGGCGGUACCCUGUUGCUGUUAAAAGUGACUGAGGUGCUGGGCAGUGGUGGCUCAUGCCUUUAAUCCCAGCACUUGGGAGGCAGAGAUAGGCGGAUUUCUGAG